Molecule: messenger RNA, 3486 nt
Organism: Oncorhynchus kisutch (coho salmon)
Lineage: Eukaryota; Metazoa; Chordata; Actinopteri; Salmoniformes; Salmonidae
Product: protein eyes shut homolog
Exons: 16
Coding region: 1-3486 (1161 amino acids)
Molecular function (GO): calcium ion binding
Source: RefSeq, a predicted model, not a curated record
AUGAGCCCCAUGAGGUUCCACUGUAAUUGCCCAGCUGGAUAUUUUGGCACCCUGUGUGACCUGGAUAUUAAUGAGUGUGAAGUUUCACCUUGCCUUCACGAGGCCGUCUGUAUCAACGAACCUGGAGGCUUCAAGUGUGUCUGUCGCCCUGGAAACGCAGGGACGUGGUGUGAACUGAGCGUAGACGAGUGUGUGUCGAACCCGUGCCAAAACGACGGGAGCUGUGUGGAUGGUCCCAAUCGAUACCAAUGCUUAUGUGCUGGAGGCUUCAUGGGUUUCCAUUGCGAGACCAACUUUGAUGAAUGCAUGUCGGGCCCCUGUCUUCACGGGAGGUGCAUUGAUGGAGUGGAUGUGUAUUACUGUCAGUGUGAAUUGGGAUGGACUGGUGCCAGAUGUGAAAUGAACAUUGAUGAGUGUAGUUCCAGUCCGUGUCUGAAUGGUGGCUCCUGUGUGGACUUGAUUGAUAAAUAUGCGUGUUUCUGCCUGGAUGGAUACACUGGAAAGAACUGUGACAUUGACAUAGACGUCUGUCUCGAAACCCCCACCAAUGUCACCCUGUGUUUAAAUGGAGGGACUUGUCUCGAUGGCCAAGGCUCCAAUUUCACCUGCAGUUGUCCAGCAGGUUUCAUAGGGGACUUCUGUGAGAUGGACGUUAAUGAAUGCUGUUCAGAUCCAUGUCUCCACGGGGCUAUCUGCCGAGACCUGCUUAACGGAUACCUCUGUCACUGCAGGGCAGGUUGGACAGGCCUUCACUGUGAGUUGGACAUUAAUGAGUGCCUUCCGCAGCCCUGCAACCAAGGGAUGUGCAUCCAGAACGAGCCUGGCUACGGCUACACCUGUUUCUGUCGUCCUGGAUUUGUGGGGAGGAACUGUGAGCACAAUUACGAUGACUGCCUGCUCCAGCCGUGUCCGGGAGGAUCCUCCUGUGUUGAUGGUAUCAACGAGGUCAGCUGUCAGCCAGUCGAGGGAGACAUGUCCUCUGUGCCCUGGGAGCCUUCUAUGACACAAACCCCUCGGGGAUCCCUGCUCACCACGUCACCAAUGUCACUGUACAGUGAACAACCAACAGACUCCAGCUACGUCCAGUACUCUGGUAAUUCCUACUUGGAGUUUGAGGGCAUAGACCUUGGUGCCAACAACAACAUCACUGUGAGGUUUCAGACCCAGGAGGCCCAGGGGACCAUCCUGUACGUUGACCAAGGAGCAGUGGCCAGGGGCUUCUUUUUCAUGAAACUCUUCAUCCAGGAGGGAAUGCUACAGUAUGUCUUCUCCUGUAACCGAGAGGAAGGGAUCAGAAGGAUCAAUACAUCCAUCCGUGUUGACGACGGCAAUCCAUACAUCGUCUACGUCAGACAACACCUGGCACCAUGCGAAGCGGAGGUGGUCGUGUCUGGGUAUGAGAGAGUCAGAAGCCAGCCCAGCAACUACUGGUCAGGACUCACCAUACAGAGAACGAGCCAUCUGUUUAUAGGGGGCUUGCCUCGUCGAUACCUGCCAUAUCAGGGAGCCCAACCCUUCUCCAACUACACCGGCUGCGUAGAAAUAAUUGAAAUUAAUAAGCUGCGGGGAUUCUACACAUCCAGUGCCGUUGCCGGCAGCAACGUAGACAACUGCAGGUCCCCACCAGGUACCCCAGAUGCCUUCACUAGAAGUCCAUAUGAUUGGACCACCAUAUCCACCACUCUCCGCCCCUGGCAACUGGCUCCUACCAGUCCCUGGCAACCGGCUCCCUCCAGUCCCUGGCAACCGGCUCCCUCCAGUCCCUGGCAACCAAGACCAGUUCCUACCAGUCCCUGGCAACCAAGACCAGCUCCUACCCGUCCCAGGCAACCAAGUCCAGUUCCUACCCGUCCCAGGCAACCAAGUCCAGUUCCUACCCGUCCCAGGCAACCAAGUCCAGUUCCUACCCGUCCCAGGCAACCAAGUCCAGUUCCUACCCGUCCCAGGCAACCAAGUCCAGUUCCUACCAGUCCCAGGCAACAAAGUCCAAUUCCUACCCGUCCCAGGCAACCAAGUCCAGUUCCUACCCGUCCCAGGCAACCAAGUCCAGUUCCUACCCGUCCCAGGCAACCAAGUCCAGUUCCUACCCGUCCCAGGCAACCAAGUCCAGUUCCUACCAGUCCCAGGCAACCAAGUCCAGUUCCUACCCGUCCCAGGCAACCAAGUCCAGUUCCUACCCGUCCCUGGCAACCAAGUCCAGUUCCUACCAGUCCUUGGCAACCAAGUCCAGUUCCUACCCGUCCCUGGCAACCAGCUCCCACACGUCCCUGGCAACCAGCGCCUACCCGGCACUGGCAAACAGCCACUACCCGCCCUCGGCCACCACUACCAGCUCUUACUCGUCCCUGGCAACCAGCUCCUACCCAUUCCCCACCACCAGCCCCUACCCAGCCACCAACAGCUCCCAUGCAGCCACCACCACCACCAGUCUGCCAUGCUGCCCUCUGUCUUAACGGUGGGACCUGCCAUGAGCUGCAGAGGCCCAGUGGAGCUCUGUCCUUCUACUGCGACUGCCCCCUACACUUCACUGGACGCUUCUGUGAGAAAGAUACCACAAUAUUCAUCCCCUCUUUCAACGGCACGUCGUACCUGGAGCUGCCUCCCCUUGGCUCUCUGCUGCAGGCUCCUGGUGCCAGCGCGGAUCCCUCUCACCCUGCCAAAGACACCACUGUUACCCUUUAUCUGACUGUCAAAACCAGAGCUACACAGGGCACCAUCCUCUACACUCGGGAAGAGAAUUUAGGAGAUCGGUUUCUCCACGUGUUGCUCCAGGAUGGGAUCCCUGUGGUAAAACUGGGAUGUAGUGGUGUCCAGGUGUUGAAUGCAGACGCAGGCCAAACCAUCAACACUAACAGGCAGACAUCCAUCAGAAUACGCUCACUGGUCUACACCACAGGAACAAAUAGCUCAUUGGACUACACCACAGGAACUAAUAUCUCACUGGACUACACCACAGGAACUAAUAGUAUCUCAAAGGUCUACACCACAGGAACAAAUAGUAUCUCAAAGGACUACACCACAGGAACUAAUAGCUCACUGGACUACACCACAGGAACUAAUAGCUCACUGGACUACACCAUAGGAACUAAUAGUAUCUCAAAGGUCUAUACCACAGGAACAAAUAGUAUCUCAAAGGACUACACCACAGGAACUAAUAGCUCACUGGUCUACACCACAGGAACUAAUAGCUCACUGGACUACACCACGGGAACUAAUAGCUCACUGGUCUACACCACAGGAACUAAUAGUAUCUCAAAGGACUACACCACAGAAACUAAUAGCUCACUGGUCUACACCACAGGAACUAAUAGCUCACUGGACUACACCACGGGAACUAAUAGCUCACUGUUCUACACCACAAGAACAAAUAGUAUCUCAAAGGUCUACACCACAGGAACUAAUAGCUCACUGGACUACACCACGGGAACUAAUAGCUCACUGGACUACACCACAGGAACUAAUAGCUCACUGGACUACACCACAUGA